Molecule: messenger RNA, 291 nt
Organism: Brenthis ino (lesser marbled fritillary)
Lineage: Eukaryota; Metazoa; Arthropoda; Insecta; Lepidoptera; Nymphalidae
Source: the annotation of a GenBank genome assembly
AUGACGUCAAAAUAUACAGGUAAAUUAUCAGAAUUUCAAAUUUCAGACACCGGAAAACAAGUCGUUCAUGUGGAUGACAUGAAGAAAGCUUUAGAGGAAUUCGAAAAGAAGCUUAAUUUGACACUAAAUUGCAAUCGUCCAACUGCUUCAAGUACUGUAACUCCUAAACAAGGGUCGGACAAUCAAUUAGUGGAUAUAUUAAAAUUACUAAAGAAAAAUGGUCAGUUGCAAAGAGGUCUUCAAACGCCAAACGACGAAGAAAUCACUUGGUUAAAAAUACAUGUUCCAGUU